This is a messenger RNA of Tarenaya hassleriana, 564 nucleotides long. RefSeq names its product cytochrome P450 89A2-like. Gene Ontology annotation, cellular component: membrane. Gene Ontology annotation, molecular function: oxidoreductase activity, acting on paired donors, with incorporation or reduction of molecular oxygen, NAD(P)H as one donor, and incorporation of one atom of oxygen; heme binding; iron ion binding. Bases 1 to 564 code for a protein of 187 amino acids. NCBI's taxonomy places the organism in Eukaryota, Viridiplantae, Streptophyta, Magnoliopsida, Brassicales, Cleomaceae. The transcript has a single exon. The record is from RefSeq and is a predicted model, not a curated record.
AUGGCGAAUCUCGUGAAAUACCCAGAAAUCCAAAACCGAUUGCACGAAGAAAUCAAGAGCGUAACCGGCGGAACAGAGGGAGAAAUCAAAGAAGAAGAUCUACAGAAGAUGCCAUACCUGAAAGCUGUGGUCUUAGAGGGUCUCAGGAGACAUCCGCCGGCACAUCUCUUGCUUCCACACAGCGUGACAGACGACACCGAUUUGGGCGGCUACUCGGUUCCGAAGAACGGUACGAUCAAUUUCAUGGUUGCAGAUAUGGGCUGGGACCCGGAAGUUUGGGAGGAUCCGAUGGCGUUCAAGCCGGAGAGGUUCGUCAAUGGCGAAGAUUCCGUCGACAUCACCGGAAGCCGAGGGAUAAAGAUGAUGCCUUUCGGGGCGGGACGGCGGAUCUGCCCAGGAUUGAACCUGGCAUUGCUCCAUCUCGAGUAUUUCGUGGCGAAUCUCUUUGCGGAGUUCGAGUGGAAGGCGGCGGAAAAUGAUGAUGUGGACUUGUCGGAGAGGCGGGAGUUCACGGUAGGGAUGAAGAAGCCAUUGAAGGCGCAUGCUGUGCCAAGAAGGAGGUGA